Athene cunicularia (burrowing owl) is the source of this 3228-nucleotide messenger RNA. RefSeq names its product proprotein convertase subtilisin/kexin type 4 (gene PCSK4). Gene Ontology annotation, molecular function: serine-type endopeptidase activity. The coding region runs from base 792 to 3137 and encodes 781 amino acids. The record is from RefSeq and is a predicted model, not a curated record. Gene Ontology annotation, cellular component: trans-Golgi network; Golgi membrane. The transcript is spliced from 13 exons. Lineage: Eukaryota; Metazoa; Chordata; Aves; Strigiformes; Strigidae. Gene Ontology annotation, biological process: peptide hormone processing.
CCCCCCCUGCCCUGCGCACACACUCCUCCGUUAACGUAAGCGCCUCGCCCUGCCGCAGGAAGGAAAGCCAGGACUUAAACUGUCUGUGCUGGUGAAUUAGGAAAGCCCUUGCUUGGGCUCAGAGGACGGAUUAUCCCUGCCCUGCUCACUGCAGCAUUUCUGUGCCCUGCUCUGGCCCCUGGUGCGGGGCAGCCACGGCUCCGGGCACGCACGGGGCUUCAGGUCUUUCCUAGGAGACGGGCAGGAGCAACACGGCUUUGGAGCAACCAAAACCCCCCUUUAAGGAAAACUAACAGGCAGGUUCAGGCAGCACUGGGCUUUGUUCCCCCAAGAGUCUUGGAAGGGAUUUAUGAGCUAAGUUGUGCCCCCAGAGAAAUUUAUGCAAUAGCAAAAAAAAAAACCAAACCAAGUGAAAGGCUUCACUUACAAAGAAAAGCUGCUGAGGGGGGCAGCCGCAGCCGUCCCACUGUGCCUGUCCUGGCAAGGAGGGCAAGUGGCCAGCGUGAUGGCCUGCCUGACCAGCCCCAGGCCUCGGGAAGGGGACACCGGCCUCCCCCAGGUGAUUUUUACCAGCCGAAGGUGCCGCGCAGCUGAUCUGGCUGUGCUGCCCAGAGCCCAGGCAAGACAGGCUCCAAACUGCAGCCCGUGGGUCACUACUGGCUCCAGAGAUGCAGAACCAACCCGCACGGGUUCAAACACAAAUCAGGAAUUGUUCCAGAACCAAAGGAGGGAGAAAUCGGGUAUUUUUAGUUUAGCAGCAGCUUCUCCUUUCCAGGGCAGGGACCGAGAACAUGGGACCAUCACUCGGGUGGAAGCGGUGCCUCCGCUCCUCCCCUACCCCCAAAGCCCAUCACACCCGAGCACGACUAAAGCCCCGGCUCUGUUUUGCUCGCCAGAUGCCCAACGCCGCACACCACAUCCAAACACAACCCGCUCGCAGCGGCACGUGCCCCUUCACAGACCCUUUUCCCCUUUGGAGUGGGGAAACGAGCCCUGCGGCAGGUGAUGGAGGGGGAGCCUUAUUACCAUUUCAAACACCGAGGCACCAGGCAGAAAGCCCUGAGCAGACACUGGGGCUGGAACAUGCGCCUGAGAAAAGAGCCAAAGGUAGGGAGGGGGCGGCUGCAGGGAGCAAGGCCACCACACGCCAUGGUGGCAGGCUCUGCUGGCCACCCACAACGCUGCUUCCCACCCAGGUCCUCUGGUUUGAGCAGCAAACCGUAAAGAGACGCACAAAGAGAAGCGUCAGCGUGGUGCCAGCAGAUCCCUGGUUCCAUAAACAGUGGUACAUGAAUAAUGACAUCAAUCCUGAUCUAAACAUCCUCACUGCUUGGAGCAAAGGGUACACCGGGCUGGGGGUGGUGUUGACCAUCCUGGACGAUGGGAUCGAGAAGGAUCAUCCGGACCUGUCUGCCAACUACGACCCCCCUGGCAAGUUACGACUUCAACAGCAACGACCCCACCCUCAGCCCAGGCACAGCACCGGGGACGAGAACCGGCACGGGACACGCUGUGCGGGAGAAGUGGCGGCUGCAGCCAACAACCGAAUCUGUGGAGCUGGUGUCGCCUACAAGGCCAAAGUCGGGGGUGUGCGGAUGCUGGACGGUCCCAUCACGGACGUGGUGGAGGCUCAGGCCCUGAGCCUGUGGCCCCAGCACAUCCACAUCUACAGCGCCAGCUGGGGCCCCGAGGACGACGGGAAGACCGUGGACAGGCCAGGGGUGCUGGCCACAGAGGCCUUCUACAGAGGGGCCACCAAAGGACGAGGUGGCCUCGGCUCCAUCUACAUCUGGGCCUCUGGCAACGGUGGAAUCAACCACAACAACUGCAACGGCUACGCCAACAGCAUCUACACCCUGUCUGUGGGCAGCGUGCUGGCGGGGGGGCAGAGGCCCUGGUACGGCGAGGGCUGCUCCGCCAUCCUCACCACCACCUACAGCAGCAGGACCAGCGGCGAGGAGGCGCAGAUCGUGACCAUCGACCUGCACCACCGCUGCACCGACAAGCACACGGGCACCUCGGCCUCGGCCCCGCUGGCCGCAGGAAUGGUCGCCCUCGCACUGGAGGCCAACCCGGCGCUGACCUGGCGGGACCUGCAGCACCUCGUCCUCGGGAGCUCCCGGCCCGCUCACCUGCAGGCGGAGGACUGGGCCCCGAACGGGGCUGGGCGCUGGGUGAGCCACUACUACGGCUACGGGCUGCUGGUGGAGAUGGCCAAGGCGUGGGCAGGGACUCGCCCCCCGCGGAGGUGUUCGGUCAAGGCCCUUCACACCCCCCGGACCAUCGGCUCCCAGCUCACCGUCUCCACAAACGUCUCCUCCUGCUCCAGGAGGACCAGGCGCAUCCGCGCGCUGGAGCACGUCCAGGUCCAGCUGUCCCUGAGCUACAGCCACAGGGGGGACCUGGAGAUGGCUCUGACCAGCCCCAUGGGGACCACAUCCACACUGGUGAGCGUGCGCCCCUACGACACCAGCCAGGAGGGCUACAAGGACUGGACCUUCAUGUCCACACACUUCUGGGACGAGAACCCUGAGGGGACCUGGACGCUCCAGCUCCAGAACAAGGGUGACGCCGGUAACACAGGUCUGCUGAGCAGCCUCACCCUGCACCUCCACGGCACAGAGGGGCCCAUGGCAGACAGACGCUCGGCAGCCUCUGCCCCGGACGGGUGCCUGAGGCGGGACGCUCGGGGAGCGUGCGAGGGUGAGUCUCAGGGCAGAGGGGUCGGUGCUGGGGCUCCGGGGCAGCCCGGCUCAGGCCUCCCGCCCCCCGCAGCGUGCAGCAGCUCUUUGUACACCCACCGAGGCUCCUGCCUGGCCGUGUGCCCUCCACGCCACUACGGCCACCUCCAGCGAACCGCCGCCAGCGUCACCCGCAUCUGUGCCAGCUGCCACCCCUCCUGCUACACGUGCCAGGGCGCUUCGGCCAACAACUGCACAGCCUGUGCCCCCACCAGCGACACGCUCACCCGCUCCUGCUCCCCUCCGCUGGCCUCCCGCACCCAGGAGGGGCUGCACCGCCGCCUCCUCCCCAUCCUCCUCGGUGGGAGCCUCUCGGCCACCCUCUGUCACGCACUGCCUGGCCUGCUGCGUGUGACACGGAGCAUCUGCUGUCCCCGGGCGGGAAGGACAGCGUGACACCAGCCCAGGCUGGAUCCUUCCCUGCGCUUCCAAAAUAAACUGGUUGUUGCCUUUCCAGGCCUCCCUCUCCCAGGGGUCACUUCCCUUC